AUGCUUCAGUCGAUGCGUCUUUCCCUUCGCGUGCCUCUUCGCUCCGUUCGCUGGAACUCAACGGCUGGCCCGACACUGCCUCCGUUGAUGACGACGUUGCGCAAUGAUCUGAAGACCGCGAUGAGAGCAAAGGAUACUCAUCGACUCAAUGUCCUUCGCGCCUUGAUCUCAGAAACAAAUAACGCCGCCAAAACUGCUUCACCUAUUCAGACCGACAUUCAGCUUCUCUCGCUUAUUCGCAAACGAGCGUCGGCUGCUAAAGAAGCCGCUGAGGAAUUCGCCAAAGCCGACCGAGCCGACUUGAAGGAAAAAGAAGACGCCCAGAUUGCUAUCCUACAAGAAUAUGCUGGCCAUGUCAAGACCCUCAGCACGGAGGAGGUGGAGGCUGUCAUCGCGAGAGAAAUUGAUGCUAUCAAGGAAGCCGGAAAGAAAUUGGAAAUCGGUCAGGUUCUUAAGUCGUUGUUUGCCACGGGCGGUGCUCUCGAUGGUAAGCCCGCCGACAGGAAAGAAGUCGCUGGGCUUGUCAAACAAGCCCUCUCUUCUUGA
This is a messenger RNA of Penicillium oxalicum, 546 nucleotides long. RefSeq lists its product as uncharacterized. Gene Ontology annotation, molecular function: carbon-nitrogen ligase activity, with glutamine as amido-N-donor. Gene Ontology annotation, cellular component: mitochondrion. Lineage: Eukaryota; Fungi; Ascomycota; Eurotiomycetes; Eurotiales; Aspergillaceae. The transcript is spliced from 2 exons. The record is from RefSeq and is a predicted model, not a curated record. Bases 1 to 546 code for a protein of 181 amino acids.